Molecule: messenger RNA, 1641 nt
Organism: Fonsecaea pedrosoi CBS 271.37
Lineage: Eukaryota; Fungi; Ascomycota; Eurotiomycetes; Chaetothyriales; Herpotrichiellaceae
Exons: 4
Coding region: 1-1641 (546 amino acids)
Source: RefSeq, a predicted model, not a curated record
AUGUAUGACUUCUAUUACACCAAACUGCUGAACGACCCAUCCAAAUUUGAGCCUCGGGCGGGCAACAGAUGGGUCGAGGUGUGGGAGCCAGAUGAUGGCGGUGGGCUGGUGUUGCUUGACCGCGAAAUUGCCGAGUCUGAGAUCACCACCAAGAUAGCUGCUCAUGCCUCUCUACAAUCAGAUAAGGCGGUAGACAAGGAUUUCAGCAACCAUCGUCUCCGACUCCAGCUUCUGAUUGGCAGUCCAGAGCAGCAUAAAAGCGACGCGCAGAUUCUACCCCUGCCAAUCUCUCAAAACACCUUUGAGGCUGUCAGAACCACGUGGAAUCUGCCCACAGAGCUGCUGCGCAUGAUGCUGAGCACAUUACCAAUAGCCACAGAAUUCCAGACCCAGGCUUUGACAGGGGAAUUGAUCACGGGGCUUAUGGCCAGGAGUGCAAGAUCGAGAGACUGGAAUUUUUGCCUUGGUCUUGUCUAUAAUGAGGACACCAAAGUCAUCUCCGGCAUCGUGAACGGUAUGCAAGCUGACGAGACGACACUGAUGCUCAAAUGUAUCCAGGAGUCCACCAACUAUCUGCAGGAUUCCAUGCUGCUACCAGUAUUUUUGCUGGAGCUAAAGGUCCACUAUUUCGCCGUGCUUCUUGAAUCGCGCGCCCAAGGCAUUGAGGAGCUUGAGUAUAGAACUGGCAUGAGACAUGGCUUCUCUACCAAUCCCAGCCGAAAUGCAGCAAGAGACAGAGCAAGAGAAAGACUCCUGAAAGAGCUCAACUUUGACGAGAUCACUCAAAAGCUUACAGGCGUAACCGGAACUUUGUCGUUUUGCGACAUGACAUUUGCUUCUAGCCUUAGAGCUUUGGAGAUCGUUUGCACUGUCCGAAAUCGACUCAACCACAAACGUCUCGAGGGCAGUGGCCUCACCGUCCAGAAUGGCCUUGACACGAGAAUUUCGUAUCUGCGUGAAUUGAUUGUUGGUGCUCAACUUCAUGGACAGGUCUUGUCCGCGCGGACGCGGGCUCAAGUCCAGACAGUCAGAGCCUCGACUAGCUCCUGUGCUUGUCAAGUUGCUGAUCCGUCUUUGCAGGUCUACAGCAUGAUCGGUCAAAAGGAUAACAAUCUCAACAUCGAGACCGCAGCGACUUCCCAAAUGAUCGCGAGAACCGGCCUCGUUCACAGCAACGCCAUGAGGGACAUGGCCGAAGAUUCGAGGAAUGUUGCCAUUCUCACCCGCAAGGACAGCACCGAUAUGCGUAUCAUUGCAGUGGUGACCCUGCUUUUUCUUCCGGGCACUUUUAUGGCGACCCUGUUCAGCUCUGGCUUCUUCAUGUUUCUCCCUCGAGACUCCGACCAGGUUGUUUCAAAGUGGAUAUGGCUAUACUUCGCCUUGACCGGAGCGUGCACCUUUGUGGUCUUCUUGGCAUGGUAUCUGUCAUCCAAGAGACAGAACAAGGAGAUGCUGAUCGUGAUGAAUGGAGACAAACGUCCGUCCGUGCCAGCGAAUGUUUCGCUUGAACCAGAGCAUAGGGUGGCCACGAUGAUCACGACACCACCGGCUCUGUCGACCUUGUGGAUGGAGCGCUCCAGAUCAACUGGUGAUAUCGACCCGUUUGUGUCUUUGGGGAGCUCAUCGGACCCUGUCAAAUAA